GCACAUGCAAGCGUCUCUCCUGACUGCAUGUACAUGCAUGACUGACUGCACACACUGACGAAUGGACACUGCAGCUCAUAUGUAAAGCCAACGAGUCAAUGAAUCAGUCAUCAAUCAAAAGAUCAAACGGCACUCGCAAACACACACAGACAGACAUCAGCAGACAGACACCUUAUGGACUUGUGUGUGUGUGUGUGUGUGUGUUAGCUUAUCUGUGCGUGAUUGAGUGAGUGGGUGUUUGUCUUCAGACGCCAAACCAACGCCACCUUGUUGACACAUGGGUGCAUUGUUCCUGUGGGCUCUGCAGCCACCUGACGGGUCCAAGCACAGACACACACACACACACACAGACAUACAUACAUACACACCAGAUCGAUCACGUCUCUCUCUCUGUCGCUGACUCUCUGUUUGACUGACGGUGCUGCGGGAGCUGUGGGAGUCGUUGAGGCGCUCGUGGUGGACGACGUGAGCUCGGCCGUGGCUUGGUAGACGGCGGUCAGGAUAUAAGAUGUAGGCAGCAGUCAGAGACAUAACCAGUCAGAGACAUAAGGGUGUGGAGCGGCGGAUGAGUGGUCCUUCUGCACACACACACACACCCUUAGUUUGUGAUGAUGAGCCAUUGUGUCUGUCUCUGAGCCAAACCUCUUUUCUUUGUUUCUGCAGUUGGUCUGGUGGUGCAUGUCCUGCUCGGCUUCGGCCAGUCGGUUCGGCGACAUGGGGAAGUAGUCCAGGACGACCUUCUCCAUCUCCACCGGCGUGUACGUCUUGUGUCUCCACCAUCGCGAGGAGCUGAAUGCAAGACACAAAAGAACAGACACAAAGAGACAGACAGACAUGAGAACGAGGGACAGUGGGAGCCUUUCUUGUCGCCUGUCAACUGCUCACCAGCGCGAGCCCAGCAGUGACAAAGUUGUGCUGUUGGCCGUCAGCACUGGGCCUCCCACAUGUCUGCCGAAGGAGGACACUCGCAAACACAGACAGACAGACAGCACAUGGACUUGUGUGUGAGUGUGUGUGUGUGUGUGUGUCAGCUUAUCUGUGUGUGAUGGAGUGAGUGGGCAUUUGUCUCCAGACGCUCGCCAGAGUUUGCCGGUCGAUUGCUGGUUAUACAGGCACACAUAGGGAGAGACGACAUGCAGUUGUUCUGUUUGUCUGUCUGUCUGUCUGUCUGACAGUUGCUCAAACACGACAGUUGCAGUGGAUGCACCGGGAGUAUUGAGUGGAGGCAGCGAUGUUGGAGUGAGGCUUGACUGACCAACGAGGUUGGCUCUGCAGCCAUCACAAACACACACACACACACACACACAUGAGUGUCUGCCUGUCUCUCUCUUUGUUUGUCUCGGUGUUUGACUGACGGUGCUGAGUGAGUCGUCGAGGAGCUCGUGGACGGACGUCAGCUCGGCCGCUUGAGAAGGUGACGGUCGGGAUAUAACAUGAAGGCAGCGAUUGUCGUGCUCGGUCUUGGACCCGCUCGCCGGUCUGUUGGUUUUGUCGUGGUCGUUCUUGGACCCGUUCUGCCGGACUGGGUGUGUUCUCCUGUCUCUGAAGCAAACACACAUUUGGCACAUGCACGAGUGCGUGUGUGUUCUUUGCUUCUCCUUGUUGUCCCUCCGCCGAAGAGCUUGGCGUUGUCUUCGAGGACUCCGUCUGUGGCUGCACAAAACUCACAGAAAUCGUAAUGUCGAUAUGUAUCUGUGGAGUAUUUGCUCCCUCUUUUGCGUCUUCGGUGUCGGUCUCCGAGGUCCGUGUCGACGAGUCCUGCUGCUGCUGCGCAUGUACAGACACAGGGAUAUUGAUAUGUACGUGUCUGUCUUUGGGCUUAGCUCUGUGUGUUUCCCCUUUGGAGGUCCCUGUGACGAAGGGCGUCUCCCCGUGGUCCUGCAUACUUACAUCAAGCCACACAGGAACAGUGAUUUGUAUGUGUUGUUCCUUCCGUGUGCUGUGGGUCCGCGUGUGUGGCGACGUCUCCUCCCCGUCGGUGAGGGCGUCUCACUCCGAACCGGCAACGGGCCCUGCUGCGCACCUACUACUUUGACCGACACAGGAGGAAUGCUUAUGUGUGUUAGUUGUGUCGUCUCUUUCGUGUGUGUUGUGUGUGGCUUCCUGUAAUCUUGUGCGCCUGGCGCCGCUGCCAUGUUGUCGUUGUCGUGGUCGGUCUUGGACUCGCUCGCCGCUGCCGUCAGCCACAGGAUGCCGAGGAGGUAGAGGGCGGUCUUCAUCGUGCUGCGCUUCGUUGCUGUCUGCAUUGG
Vitrella brassicaformis is the source of this 2249-nucleotide messenger RNA. The record is from the annotation of a GenBank genome assembly. NCBI's taxonomy places the organism in Eukaryota, Vitrellaceae.